AUGGACCCUCUCAGCACUACCGCCAGUGUCAUCGCCGUUCUCCAGCUGACUUCCAAGAUAGUCCAGUACCUCAACUCAGCCUCAGGUGCCGCAAAAGAACGAAAAACUCUUCGCGAUGAGCUACGGGCAUGUGAGCGCGUCCUGGAGCAGCUCAAAGAUAGGUGCGACGAAGAAGGCGGCGACACGGAAUGGAACAACACUAUUAAGGUGCUUGAAGGCCCGGAUGGCCCGCUGGGCCGCCUUUGGGUUAUGCUACGACAAAUGGAAGGCAGGCUUCGGAGAAGAGAUGGCCCAGCGGAGAGGUUGAUCGCGGCAGUGAAAUGGCCAUUUAUCCAGAAAGAAGUCAAGGAAAUAUUCGGAGCGAUGGAUCGGGAAAAAUCGCUUCUGACGCUGGCUCUCAACGGUAUCUCAGGGAGGCUGGUUCAGGAAAUAAAGCGCACUGUCACUCAAAACCGCGAGGGUCUCAAGACCCUAGUCAACACAUUGAACGCCCACUCAGAUCAAUCCCGUAGUCAACUGUCGGGAUUACAGGACGGAGUAGAUCGGAUUCAAGCGGCGCAGUCAAGUUUACAAGAGAAUCUGGUUCAGUUCCAUCGGUCUCAAGAGGAAAAGGAGCUCGAUAAAGAGUGGAGUGCUAUUCUGGAAUGGCUACCGACACUCGCAUAUUCUACCCAGCAUCGGGAUAUCAUAGAUCAGAGACAGCCUGGAACUGGACAGUGGAUUUUGAAAUCCCCAAACUUCAAGACGUGGUUUGAAAUCCAAGGCCAGACUCUAUUCUGUCCGGGCAUCCCUGGUGCAGGCAAAACAGUUCUAGCUGCCUCCGUGAUCGAGCAUCUCAUGUCACAAGCUCCAGAUGAUAGUGGGAUAGGUGUCGCGUACUUGUAUUUCAGCUAUCAGAGGCAGGGCGAACACAACUUGAGCAACAUCUUUGGGUGUCUUUUGAACCAGCUGAGCGCCAGUCGACCUACGCCUCCAGAAUCUCUCCAAUGUCUUUACAAGAAGCAUGCCAAACAGAGAACACAGCCAUGCCUUGCGGAGAUUUUGAAUGCUCUGUAUUCUGUUUCAGCUGAAUAUUCCCGCGUGUUUGUCGUGAUCGACGCAGUCGAUGAGUACCAAAUAUCGAGCGGGCACCAACGCCAGUUCGUUGAAAAAGUUAUCGACUACCAGAAGAAGUGCGAUAUCAAUCUUUUCGUGACCUCGCGAUUCAUACCUGAGAUUGUGCGGUCGUUUGAAGGGGCCAUGUCGUUAGAAAUUCGGGCGACUGAAAGCGACAUACAAACCUACCUUGAGAAUCAAAUGUGGCAGCUCCCAGCAUUCGUGCAGAAAAGUCCAGAUUUACAAAAGGAUAUCGUUAUUGAGAUCUCUAGGGCUGUUCAAGGAAUGUUUCUGCUCGCACAUCUACAUCUUCAAUCUCUACGAAGCAAGAAGUCUCCCAAGGCUGUCCGCAACGCCCUUGAGAAGCUCCCAACUGGCAGUAAUGCAUAUGAUGUUGCGUAUGGCGAAGCGAUGGAGCGAAUAGGCUGCCAGAACGACGACCAAAAGCAACUUGCCAAUGAGGUUCUCCAAUGGGUAACUCUUGCGACUAGGCCCUUGACCACCUCUGAAAUCCAGCACGCAAUUGCGAUCGAAAUAGGGGAAGCACGUUUCGACACUGACAACAUAACGGAAAUCCCUGACAUGCUCUCCGUGUGCGCAGGGCUGGUGACAGUAGACGAAGGGAGUGACAUCAUGAGAUUAGUCCAUUACACGGCCCAGGAGUACUUCAAUAGGACGUCCGAGAAAUGGUUCCAUAACGCCCAAGAGAGAAUUCUCAAGGCUUGUAUCACAUGCCUUUGUUACGAAAACAUUGAAUGCCCUCCAACCGAAAGCAUAUACCUCGACAAUGGGCUCCUUGACCGAGGUUGCAUGUUCUACAUCUACGCGGCGAGAUGCUGGGGGCUCCAUGCUCAGCAUUUGAAGACACCGCCUCAGGCCGUGCUGCGUUUUCUGAGACAGAAGGUAAAUGUUGAGGCAUCUUUCAUGGCCAUUUUCUCGCCCGCCUCGUCGCUGAUGAGAACGGAUCGCAAAAUCCUCCUGGACGUUCAACGGCUCGUAACUGGUCUUCAUUUAGCGAUUCGCUUCAAGUUGACAUCUACUGUCAAGAUGUUGUUGGGCGAAGGUGGUCCAAAUUUGGAUGCAAAGUCCUCCUUCAGGAUUGACCCUGAUGCUCGAGAUUGGUAUUUGCAGACGCCGUUGACAUGGGCCGCCCAAGCUGGGCAAGAAGAAAUCGUCAAGAUCUUACUCUCAGAGCCCAGUGUCAAUCCGAAUUCCAGAGACAGGAUAAAUCAGACACCAUUAUUAGUCGCCGCAAAAGGUGGAUUCGUAGGAGUUGUCAAGCUUCUACUGUCGACGAAAGGUAUUGAGCCUGACGUGAAAGAUGUUGACGACCAAACGCCAUUGGCAUGGGCAGCGGCAGGUGGGGAAGAUGAAGUUGUCAAACUUUUGGUUUCCGCUCCGGGUGUGGAUGUCGAAUCGAGAGAUUGGUCGAAUGGAACUCCCCUGACGCUGGCAGCCUUUGCUAAUCAUGUAAAGACUAUGAAGAUACUGCUUUCCCUGCCAGGCGUCGAUCCCAACUCAAGGGACAAAGACGAGCGAACACCGCUUGCUUGGGCUGCUAACAACGGAAUGAGGGCGGCCGUGGAAAUGCUCCUGGCAACACCAGGCGUGGAAAUUUCCCCAAAGGACAAGGCAGAUCAAACGCCGGUGUUAUUAGCCGCCAGGAAUGGUCAUCGAGAGAUUGUUGAGAUGCUGAUGGUUGCAAUACAAGGUCAAAAAUCUAUCAAAACUGAUUCCAGAAACUAG
Clonostachys solani is the source of this 2841-nucleotide messenger RNA. The record is from the annotation of a GenBank genome assembly. NCBI's taxonomy places the organism in Eukaryota, Fungi, Ascomycota, Sordariomycetes, Hypocreales, Bionectriaceae.